Diospyros lotus (date-plum) is the source of this 2531-nucleotide messenger RNA. RefSeq lists its product as uncharacterized. Gene Ontology annotation, molecular function: RNA binding. Lineage: Eukaryota; Viridiplantae; Streptophyta; Magnoliopsida; Ericales; Ebenaceae. The record is from RefSeq and is a predicted model, not a curated record. The transcript has 8 exons. The coding region runs from base 203 to 1042 and encodes 279 amino acids.
AUAAUCCAACACACUCCUCAGUCUCCCGUUUUCAUCAUUCCCCAACCCUUUCUCAGUAUUGACCCCCCCCCCCCCCCCUCUCUCUCUCUCGAUAUAUAUAUAUAUAUGUAUAUGUAUAUGUAAAUACUUUUCUUUAGGGUUCAUACCUCCUUCUUCCUCCUCUGAUCACCUCCUUCUCCACUGGGAUUUCAUUUUUUCUUUUAUGGCUUAUCAGCCGGUUCCGGGAACUGGGUCGGGCUUGCAAUUCUUGAACUACCCUUUCGGCGACACCACCUUCACCAAGGUAUUCGUGGGAGGCCUGGCCUGGGAAACCCAGAGCGAGACGCUGCGCCGCCACUUUGAGCAGUACGGGGAGAUUCUCGAGGCUGUUGUCAUAACCGACAAGCACACUGGCCGCUCCAAAGGAUAUGGCUUUGUAACAUUUCGUGAUCCUGAAUCUGCCAAGAAAGCUUGUAUGGAUCCAAAUCCAGUUAUUGAUGGGAGGAGAGCAAAUUGUAAUUUGGCGUCCCUUGGGCGGUCUCCGCCAUCUUUGCCUCAUGGACGUCUACGAUCAGCAACGCCCAAUUUUGGAAUGACCUCGAUGCCUAGGGGCGCAUAUGCUGGAAGCUCCAAUUUCAACCGACCUGCCCCUUACAGCUAUCAACCUGGGGUUGUUUAUCCUCCAUUUGGGUACGGGGGUUAUGGGCCUGAAUAUGUUUAUCCACAGGGUGUCUACAAUCCUUAUGUUGCUCAGCAUUACCUUCAGAUGUAUGGGAUGCCAGGCACAGUUAACACAAACAUUAUCCCCUACGGACAAACGGGUCAUCCUCUCCCAAGUAAUCAUGGGUAUACAAGCAUUCAGGGGUAUGCGCCACCAGUUCGUCAUGUUCUUCCUUAUGGGGGAGCCUAUUUCAGUGGAGUAACCACAGAGAAUAUAGCAACAAUUCAAGCACCAUAUCAUACAGGAAUACCUCCACCAUCUCCAGGACAGACACAGAUAAUGUUUCCUGCUCGCCCUCCCAAUUUUACUCAGAGCAGCAGUUCUGAUCAAACAGCAGGUUGAGUGGUAGGAAGGGAUGAAACACAUCUUGAGGCAAUCCAUAAUUUGCAAGAUGACUAACACCAUUGCUACCUGAGUGGCGGACUUCAAAUCUAGCCUUGCAAGUACUCAUUGUCAUGUUCAAGAGGUCAUUGGAGUCAUGGUCACCAAGGAUGCAGUAGAGUCUCUUGUAAGAUAUUGAGUUGCUCCGAGCCCAGUGUUGUAACAUGGAAGGGCGUGGAUUGCUCUUCCACCAGUCUGAAUCACAGACAUGUCCUGCCAGUUCUUGAGUCACUGGUGGAGUAUGAACUUGUAGAUUGCUGGAUUCUGGUUCCUGCAAUCAUGUAAGAGAGAAUCAACAUAUGAUUCUUAAUUAGUUCUGACCCAGGGUUUGGGUCUAUUGCCAAAUCUUACUUUGUGUCAAUGGUGUCUAAAGCUUAUUCCUCCUCGCAUGAUAUCAGGUCGUAGUUGAUGGAGGAAUUAAUCACUUAAAAUUUUAGUGAGUUCAGUUCAUUUUACUCUUUAUUGGACAAAAAAGGUCAAUGAAAUUUGACCCAAUCUGCAGAUCUCUUCUUCUUUUCUUGGCCUUUGGGCUGCAUUCAAGAGCUUGUACUCUUGAUUGAUUCAAGUAGUGGAUUAAGAAAUUCUGAUCCAGGUAUUCCCCAGAUAACACUGCUUGGAAAAUUAUAUAGGGAUUGUAGUCUGAAUAUCAAAUUACAUGGGCAGCCGAGUUCUGGUGAUGAUGUAGUCGUUUGGGACAUUUCCCAGUCAUUUAGAAGAAACUACGGCUUUUGGCCUUUAAAUUGUUAUUCGAUCUGAGUAUUAUUCGAUUUGAUCAACCUUACUUGUCCCUGUUUUAGCAGCGGACUUAAAAUCUGAAAGAGAGCAGUUCCCUAUGGCUGGUUAGCAAUUACCAAGUUUGGUGAUAAUGUAGAGGUUUGGUAUAUAGGCGUUUUUCUUGAAUUGGGCAAUUUCUAUGUUUGGUUGUUUGAAAGCAGCCAUGCUAAAUACCCCAGAACUUAGUUGUCUUUACAAACUUGGGUUCAGACAGUUUUUUUGAAAUAUACAAUUGCUGGAUUGAAAGCACAGAGAGAAAAAGCCGUGCCCCCAAAGAUCAAUGCUCUAUGGCUUGUUGCUUCAUUGCGGUAUUGUUCAGCCUUUUCUGCAAAACAAAGGCUGUAUGUGAAAACGACCUUUAUUUCUUUCUGAUUUUUUCCAAGUGGAAAGCUUUAGGGCACUGAGGAUGCCGCGUUCAUUGCUUUAAGCCCUUAGUGUUGUACUUUGUUGAAAUGUAUCAUGCUAAUGGUGUACUAUCCCACAAGUGGUUGCGCUCUCAUGUUGCUUCCUGGAAAGGGUUCAAAACUUUAUCCUGCAGCUUUCGUUAAUGGCAAAAGGUAUCUGAUGCUGAUGCCGGAAAAAUAUAAAGUGGCCAAAACAGAGUAUUUUAUUUUCAGUAGAGCUGUAUAUAAUUAUUUGGAUCAUAUAAAUACCCAUUUUAGAUUUGAGAUUAUAA